Messenger RNA from Mastomys coucha (southern multimammate mouse), 3652 nucleotides. RefSeq names its product natriuretic peptide receptor 2 (gene Npr2). Gene Ontology annotation, biological process: receptor guanylyl cyclase signaling pathway; cGMP biosynthetic process; protein phosphorylation. The record is from RefSeq and is a predicted model, not a curated record. The coding region runs from base 251 to 3394 and encodes 1047 amino acids. Gene Ontology annotation, molecular function: peptide hormone binding; natriuretic peptide receptor activity; guanylate cyclase activity. Lineage: Eukaryota; Metazoa; Chordata; Mammalia; Rodentia; Muridae. Gene Ontology annotation, cellular component: membrane. The transcript has 22 exons.
CUUCUGCCACCCUAUCCUUAGUCCCUGGACCUUGCUGUGGGCUGGUAGCCCAUUCCUUCCCGACCCAGGCUUCCCCCCAUCCUCUUCUUGCGUGGUCCCUAGCACUUUCUGUAUCCGGGCCGACUAAGCUUGUCCCCUCUUCUCCUCCUGGCCCUCUUCCCCAGGCUCCAGGCUGGGUGGCGCUUGUGCCUGCCCAGUAGGCCAGAGCGGCCCCUGGUUCGGGGGACCGUGGGUCAGCUGCUCUAUCCCCAUGGCACUGCCAUCCCUGCUGCUGGUGGUGGCAGCCCUGGCAGGUGGGGUGCGUCCUCCGGGGGCACGGAACCUGACGCUGGCGGUGGUGCUGCCAGAACACAACCUGAGCUAUGCCUGGGCCUGGCCACGGGUGGGUCCUGCUGUGGCACUGGCUGUGGAGGCACUGGGCCGGGCACUGCCCGUGGACCUGCGGUUUGUCAGCUCCGAACUAGACGGCGCCUGCUCUGAGUACCUGGCACCACUGCGCGCUGUGGACCUCAAGCUGUACCAUGACCCCGACCUUCUGUUGGGCCCCGGUUGUGUGUACCCCGCUGCCUCUGUGGCUCGCUUUGCCUCACACUGGCACCUUCCCCUCCUGACUGCGGGUGCAGUGGCCUCUGGUUUUGCAGCUAAGAAUGAGCAUUAUCGUACCCUGGUUCGCACUGGCCCCUCUGCGCCCAAGCUGGGUGAGUUUGUAGUGACAUUGCACGGGCAUUUCAAUUGGACAGCUCGGGCUGCUUUGCUGUAUUUGGAUGCUCGCACAGAUGACCGGCCCCACUACUUCACCAUCGAGGGCGUCUUUGAGGCCCUGCAGGGCAGCAACCUCAGUGUGCAGCACCAGGUGUAUGCCCGAGAGCCAGGUGGCCCUGAGCAAGCCACCCACUUCAUCCGAGCCAACGGGCGCAUUGUAUAUAUCUGUGGCCCCCUGGAGAUGCUGCAUGAGAUCCUGCUUCAGGCCCAGAGGGAGAACCUGACCAAUGGGGACUACGUCUUCUUUUACCUUGAUGUCUUUGGGGAGAGUCUCCGAGCAGGUCCCACACGCGCAACAGGCCGGCCGUGGCAGGACAAUCGAACCCAGGAACAGGCCCAGGCCCUCAGAGAGGCCUUUCAGACUGUACUGGUGAUCACAUACCGAGAACCCCCAAAUCCGGAGUAUCAGGAGUUUCAGAAUCGCCUGCUGAUCAGAGCCCGGGAAGACUUUGGCGUGGAGCUGGCCCCAUCCCUGAUGAACCUCAUAGCUGGCUGUUUCUAUGAUGGGAUCCUGCUCUACGCCCAAGUCCUGAAUGAGACAAUACAGGAAGGGGGCACCAGGGAAGAUGGACUUCGAAUUGUGGAGAAGAUGCAGGGACGAAGAUACCAUGGUGUAACUGGACUGGUUGUCAUGGACAAGAACAAUGACCGUGAGACUGACUUUGUCCUGUGGGCCAUGGGAGACUUGGAUUCUGGGGACUUCCAGCCCGCAGCCCACUACUCAGGAGCUGAGAAGCAGAUUUGGUGGACAGGCCGGCCAAUUCCCUGGGUGAAGGGGGCCCCACCUUUGGACAAUCCCCCCUGUGCCUUUGACUUGGACGACCCAUCCUGUGAUAAAACUCCACUCUCCACCCUGGCAAUCGUGGCCCUGGGCACGGGAAUCACCUUCAUCAUGUUUGGUGUUUCCAGUUUCCUAAUUUUCCGAAAACUGAUGCUGGAGAAGGAGCUGGCUAGCAUGCUGUGGCGCAUUCGCUGGGAAGAACUGCAGUUUGGCAACUCGGAUCGCUAUCACAAAGGUGCAGGCAGUCGCCUGACGCUGUCACUGCGGGGAUCCAGUUACGGCUCGCUCAUGACAGCCCAUGGGAAAUACCAGAUCUUUGCCAACACCGGUCACUUCAAGGGAAAUGUUGUUGCCAUCAAACACGUGAAUAAGAAGCGCAUUGAGCUGACCCGGCAAGUUCUGUUUGAACUCAAACAUAUGAGAGAUGUUCAGUUCAACCAUCUUACUCGAUUCAUUGGAGCCUGCAUAGACCCUCCCAACAUCUGCAUUGUCACCGAGUAUUGUCCUCGUGGGAGCUUACAAGAUAUUCUGGAAAAUGACAGCAUCAAUUUGGACUGGAUGUUUCGCUACUCGCUCAUUAAUGACCUUGUGAAGGGCAUGGCCUUUCUCCACAACAGCAUUAUUUCAUCUCAUGGAAGCCUCAAGUCCUCCAACUGUGUGGUGGAUAGUCGAUUUGUGCUCAAAAUAACAGAUUAUGGUCUGGCUAGCUUCCGAUCAACUGCUGAACCGGACGACAGCCAUGCCCUCUAUGCCAAGAAGCUGUGGACUGCCCCAGAACUGCUUAGUGGGAACCCCUUGCCAACCACGGGCAUGCAGAAGGCAGAUGUCUACAGCUUUGCCAUCAUUCUACAGGAAAUAGCACUUCGCAGUGGCCCUUUCUACUUGGAAGGCCUGGACCUCAGUCCCAAAGAGAUUGUCCAGAAGGUACGAAAUGGUCAGAGGCCAUAUUUCCGGCCAAGCAUUGACCGGACACAACUGAAUGAAGAGUUAGUUUUGCUGAUGGAGAGAUGCUGGGCUCAGGACCCAACAGAACGUCCAGACUUUGGGCAAAUCAAAGGCUUCAUUCGCCGGUUUAACAAGGAAGGUGGUACCAGCAUAUUGGACAACCUCUUGCUGCGCAUGGAACAGUAUGCCAAUAACCUGGAAAAGCUGGUGGAGGAACGCACACAGGCCUAUCUAGAGGAGAAACGCAAAGCUGAGGCUCUGCUGUACCAAAUUCUACCCCAUUCGGUUGCAGAGCAGUUAAAACGGGGAGAGACGGUUCAAGCAGAGGCCUUUGACAGUGUCACCAUCUACUUCAGUGACAUCGUGGGCUUCACAGCACUGUCAGCUGAGAGCACGCCCAUGCAGGUGGUGACACUUCUUAAUGACCUUUAUACCUGCUUUGAUGCCAUAAUCGACAACUUUGAUGUCUACAAGGUGGAAACCAUUGGGGAUGCCUACAUGGUGGUAUCUGGCUUGCCGGGCCGAAAUGGUCAGCGCCAUGCACCAGAAAUUGCUCGAAUGGCCCUAGCAUUACUAGAUGCUGUUUCUUCCUUCCGCAUCCGCCAUCGACCCCAUGACCAGCUGAGGUUACGCAUAGGCGUCCAUACCGGGCCAGUCUGUGCUGGGGUGGUUGGCCUGAAGAUGCCCCGGUACUGUCUUUUUGGAGACACAGUAAACACUGCUUCUCGAAUGGAGUCUAAUGGCCAAGCUCUAAAGAUUCAUGUCUCCUCGACCACCAAGGAUGCCCUGGAUGAGCUAGGAUGCUUCCAGCUAGAGCUCCGUGGGGAUGUGGAGAUGAAGGGAAAAGGAAAAAUGCGAACUUACUGGCUCUUGGGAGAGCGAAAAGGACCUCCGGGACUCCUGUAGACCACAGGGAGACAGUCUCCUGCUGCUGGUACUUGGAUGGGCAAUGGUCACCGUGUCUCCACACAACAAAAACAGAUGUCGCCAUUUGAGAUGGAAACCAUGCAUACACACAACCCCCUGCCUUAUAUGGAAGUCAUAGCCCUCUGAAGUUCAGCCGUGUACAUAUAUACCUGUCCCUCCCUGUCCUCUUCCUGCCUUCUGUAAAUAUCUGUAUCUAGACCAGAAUAUUUUGUCCAAGUAUAAAACAACAACAACAAA